AGUCCACCACCGAGGCUUGACUAGUGAAUACGUCCGCUCGCACUAUCGCACGUAUCGAUAGAAGAGUGAAGCUGUCGCGAUUAUUUCGAAUAAAAGAAUUGUGUUGUGUACUUUUUUUUUUUUGAGAAAAACAGAUAUUUAGUGCUGUGACGCCUUGGGCAGGCGAGUUUCUUUUCUUGUAAAGAGCCCGUAAUGUCCAUCUGAAGGCAAAAGAAAUUCAGCCGCAGCCAUGGCGUGUGCAGGCGCGUUACUUCUGGAGACGCGGCCCUUCAGGCCCUUCAAGUCCUCCGAGGAGUACUUAUAUGCAAUGAAAGAGGAUCUGGCGGAGUGGCUCACACAACUGUACCCAGAACUAAGGAUCACUGCUGAAAACUUCCUCGACCGACUCGACACAGGCGUUGCUCUUUGCCGGCACGCCAAUGCAGUGAGAGAGUCUGCCCGUCUUAUCCUAGAGUCACCCGCAACAGAAACUGAAGAUGCUGUGACCCUCGCUAAAGCUCUUCGCGCCCGACCUCCAGUCAACAUGCUCCCAGCGGCCAAAGCCGGUACUUUCUUUGCCAGAGACAACGUCUCCAACUUCAUCGAAUGGUGUCGCCGCGCCCUCGGAAUAUUAGAAUGCCUUCUUUUCGAAACAGAUGACUUAUGCCUGCGAAAGAAUGAAAAACACGUCGUUCUUUGCCUACUCGAAGUAGCCAGAAAGGGCGCAGUUCUUGGCAUGCCGGCUCCUCUACUUGUACAAAUGGAGAAACAGAUUGAAAGAGAAUUGGCUGGAGAAGAAUUGAGACCAGACGAUUCUGCCUUAGGACUAGUGCCCCAAGGCCCACAACGACAGUUAGUGACAAAUGACUUGAGAAGUUUGGAUGAGAGAGUUAGAGAUCUGGUAGAGAGGUGUUCUUGUCCCACACAAUUCCCAAUGGUCAGGGUGUCUGAAGGAAAAUACAGGAUUGGUGACACCAGAAUCCUGAUCUUUGUCAGGAGCGUCUCGAACACGAUGAUGGCUGUCACAUGGACAAGAAUGAACGUGUGGAUGUCUACGUCAGCCUGACCACUGGCCUCCGGAAGACAGACUUCUCCGACACUUUCUACGGUGGUCAGAGCAGAAAGACCAGUUCGGUCGACGACAAAUCUAAUCGGGCCAGUCCCGAAUGCAACAUAAGCACAGAAAACAACGAUUCCCCAAGCAAGAGUCUCAGACCCAACAGAGAAGUUUCGGAAUCACCAACGAAGACCAUAAGGAGUAGACAGGCGAGUCGUAUUCCACACUCGCCAGUCAGGAACCGAACACCGAGCCGUGGCAACACACCGACCCGUGGCAGCACACCGAGCCGUGGCAACACACCGAGCCCCAAACACACUCCAAAGCCAGUACAGACAUCGCCAAAGCUAAAGCCCAAACUGCCUCCAACAGCUAGGAAUACAUGGAGUGGUAGGACUGCUCCAACACAGACUAAGACGAAGACCCGACCCACAAUUGGAGCAGACACCUUCGAUAAUCCCAACAAAUCGCCGAAGGCAAAGCCUAAAGCUGGCCAAACGGAGGCGUUCAAGCGAAAUUCACCUCUAAGAGCCAGCAGUGCAACGCUGCGUUCCCCUUCUCACCAGAAGCAAUUAAGCCCUUUACUUGAACAGAUCUUAAGGUCCGCGGAAACCGCUAAAGACGACGCGACCGUCUUAGAAAAGAUGAAAGAGAUAAUUAGAUCUUAUUCAAAGGGAGAAGACUCUAUAUCGAGGACAAGCUCGAAAGACUCUGAUUACGCUGACUUUACAUCAGCGUGGGUUAUGUCGGACGGUAAGCUAGAAAGGUCUACAAGUACCAGACAGUUAGCGGCGCCCAGAAAAGAUCCUAAGACAGGCGGGUCGAGGAUACCAGCUCCUGUUUCCAUCGGCUGCAGAAGAUCUACGUCUACUUCGCAGUUCCAAUGACAACUUUCGCUUAAGAAUGCGACAAUUGACUCUAAGACUGAGCAAGUGUGAUUGUGAUGUGAUUAUACGUGAAUCGUAUUUGAUCAAUGUUGGUGCAAAUGUUUGCAUAGAUCGUGGUGAAAUUCUAGUUCACUGUGAACGAUAACUGUACAACUAUUGGGCGCUACAUUUCCAACGGUUUGGUCAAAUGAAGCCCUUUUAUAUAUUAACAUUAAUAACAACUAUCAUAUCUUUAUAAAAGUAUAUAUCUUAAUUAGUGCUAACGUAGCAUUAUAUAAAAUGCAAAAUGCGAAAAAAUGUCGAAUUCCCUUCUAAAGCACGGUUGCGGAGCAGGAUUUUUUUAUUGCUUUGCAUUUUUAAACUUAAUUCCCAUCACAAAAAGUUAUAUUUUUAUUGCAUCUAAGAUAGUUUUAGGACCUUUUGAACAGUAUUUGUGAUUUGAAAACCGAGUAUAUUCUCAAGUGAUUAAAGUUCACAUUUGUAUGAAUUGCAAUAAUUUAAAAUUCUUCCUGCUCCACGAUCACGCCAUAGCGGUAUAUGUCGUAACCUUAGAUUAGUACUAAAUUGUAUUUAGAGUAGACAAGUGUACUAACCAUUGCAUGACUUAAUAAAAUAUUCACGAUCUGGAUAAAUAAUUUGAAAAUAUAUUCGAAUGAGUUAAGUCCAAUUAUUGACCUGAGUAUCCCGUUAUACAUGUAGGAAUGAUGGUGCUAAAGAAAAGUUUAUGUUAAGUUGCCUGUUUGUAUUUAAUUAUAUUUUUGACCGACUCAGUUUUAAUAUGAAUUGAUAUUCAAACCUUUCAGUUCGAUUGAAUAAAUAAAAUAUUAUAGUCGAAUAGAAAUUUAGACGAAAUCAAUUCAACAUUUUUGCUCCUUAAUUAAAAAUAGUAAUGUUGAGUUUUUCUUUCAUUACAACGCAUUUUCGAUAAAAAAAAAAAUUUUAUAUAUUAUUAUUUAAAGUUUUAUUUAAGAGAUAUUUGUAUUAAGUUUUGUAGUCAAUAGUUAUUUUUAGGCUAUGAUUGCUAUAUCCCCGAUGUUUAACGUUCUCUAAAUUAAUAACAAAGAAAACGCGUUCUGUAGCUGUAUUAAGUAUCAUUCCUCGCCUGAGCCGGGAGUUUUGGCAAUUUUUUUUAUAUUUUUUUUAAAUUCAGCAAUCUCAUUGUUAUAUGAUAGGUUGUGAAGGGCUUAGAGCUUAUAAAUGUGAGAAUUCUUGGCUUAAGUUAAAUGUUCUUAUACUUACUAACAAUAUUUUUCAAUAUUUUGUAAUUUGAUAACAUUAUUUAAAGUAAUGAAUUAUAAAUAAAUAAAUUUCAAUGUAACCAAGUGUAUCAAGUAGUAAUCAGUGCAGGAAACGUGAAAAAGUAUAGGUUAGAUUAGUAAUGCAAAUAAUUAUCGAUUUACCUCACUAGUAUAGUGAUAACAGAAAAAAUAUUUUUGCACUUUGAAUAUAGAUGUUACCGUCCAAUUUAAAGGUGAUCCGAAACACAUCGCUUCCUUUGUUCUUAUAUAUAAUUUAACUUGGAAGUUAAAUUAGCGAACGAAGCGGCUCUACGUCGGUAUUAAAAUUAAACUAUAGUAAUUUCCAAGGCGGUAGACAGAGUCUAAAGAGCAGCGGUACUGUUAAUAUGGGUUUAGACGGAAAAUUGUGGAAAAAGUGAUGCAUGGAUAACUCACUCACUCGUCUCAGACAGCGUCGAAAAACGGAACCAACGUACAUUUUUAUUUUUCACGCGCAUCCUAUAGCAUCCAUUAUGUAACGCUAUAUAUAUUGUUUUUUUUUUUCGUUUAUACUAUAUUUGUUAUUUAUCAGUGUCUUAAAUUGUAUACUAUAGUGUUUUUAAACUUAGGUGACAAAAUAGCGCCAUAAGCACGAUACAAAAUUAAUUACUAACAUUGUAAAUCAGCCAGAUCAUUGCAUCUUAUAAUGCUCGGCCCGGUACAUGAGCCGUCAUCUAUAUAUCUAUUUGUUUACUUUCUUAACGUUCUAAUGAGAUAUUUGUAAAGAUUAUGCAAUAAAUAAAUAUAUAGACGGCGGCUUAAUACCGUUGAUAUUUUGAGUUUUAUCUAAGAAUUGUUAGGAUUAAAAUUCCUUAGAUAACACUCGAAGGCUCAACUUUUAUCUGAAAUGCUAUAUAAUCGGCUGUUGUUACACUCUUAAUUGAUUUUUUUUUAAAUAUUUCACCUGAUAAGUAUUAUGCACAUAUCGCAACGUGAAACACAUUUUACAAUUUCAACUCGAUCUUAAUAAAUUUUGCUCGAGAUUCAAAAGAUAAAUAUGAUAUUAAAUAUGAUUAAGAGUGUAACAUUGGUCGGACAACGCUAGAGGCUAAGUGCAACUUAGUUAUGUAACAGUUUCUUCUUCGAAAUAACGUUACCAGUGACUAUGCCAUAGAAAUUUGUUAUAAUUCACUCAAUAAACCAAUAAGACAG
Parnassius mnemosyne (clouded apollo) is the source of this 4352-nucleotide messenger RNA. NCBI's taxonomy places the organism in Eukaryota, Metazoa, Arthropoda, Insecta, Lepidoptera, Papilionidae. The record is from the annotation of a GenBank genome assembly.